Meloidogyne enterolobii is the source of this 696-nucleotide messenger RNA. The record is from the annotation of a GenBank genome assembly. NCBI's taxonomy places the organism in Eukaryota, Metazoa, Nematoda, Chromadorea, Rhabditida, Meloidogynidae.
AUGUCUAAAUCGGCCAAUCGACUUCUCAAUCAUUUGACAAAUUCAAGUAUCGAGUCAGCACCAGAUGGGGGCAGUAUAUUCGGGCACAGACCGAUUCGAAGGCAAAUGUCAAAUGCUGUUUAUAUUUACAAACAUCAACUUCCCAAAGACAAUUGGUUAGCGAAAGAAUUGGAAAAUGUAACAGGAAACAAACUAAGACCCGUUGGUUCAAUUAUCCGUCGAAGUUCAAAUUCCUCUCGACGGCCGUGCAAAACUCCAUCAGAUUUACCAUCAAAUCCCCCAUCACCUCCGCUCGAUCCUAGUACAUUAAAACAACAACCUCUUUUAACAACUUCUUCCCUCGCAUAUCCAACAAGAUUUAGGGCAUCAGUACCUGCUAUUUCAAUUGAAAAAGACGAAAAUCUGCAUGAGGGAGGGCGUGAAGAUGUAAUUAAUUUUGUGGACAACAAAUCAACGACAGCAGCAACAGCUGAUGAAUUGAUGCAAAUGUUAAUGGAGGAUGAUGGUACUGAUAGACCUAUUAUCUUUACAGUUUUUGAGGCUGCUAAUAUAGAUGGAGUGAGGCAUUUGUCUUCAAAAAGUCGUUGUACUCGGUUAGAAUUUAUGAAAAUAUUUUUAAAAUUUGUGUGGCUUUUGGAUGGAAGAGUGCUGAAUAAGCGGUUUAGUUACCAGAAUAUGGCCCCUGUCUCAUUUUAA